CAAGAGUGUCCCCACCCCCUCUGCACGGCUACGGCGCACCGCGACGCACAACCACUGCCAGCGAUCGACUCGCCGCCCGCUCCGGCCCUCCUCCAGAGCUGCCUGAGCCGCUGUUUGAUUGGAUUACGGGCGGCUAGCCUUUGCCCUCUAACCCCGCUGAUGUUGGCUCGCUGCUUCCUGCUCCUUUCGUUAUCCUGACCGACUGUCGAACAUCGCCGAAGCCGCACUGGGAGGCGCUCUGCGCGGACACCACCGACAGCCCGAGCCGCUGUAGCGCAGCCAGACUUUAGCCCACAGGAAGCCGCCAAGCAGACACGAGCACAGGGACAUAAACUGGGGCAAGCAUGCGGAGGAAAUCGAGGAUAUUGUUAUGUUUUGCGGUGCUCUGGGUCUUGGGGAUAGCCUACUACUUCUACUCGGGGACAACGUUGAGUCGGAAGGAUGAAUGGAGCUCCAGUGACUCACUCAGUAAAAACAAAAUGCACAAUUCAGACGAUAAGACUCAUGUGCUUGAAACGCUACCACCAGGUAAAGUGCGAUGGCAGGACUUCGAUCAGGACUUAUAUGUUGGAGCCACGGUGGUUCGGCCAGGGCAGGACCCCUACGCGAGAAACAAGUUCAACCAAGUAGAAAGUGACAAACUGCGCAUGGACAGAGCAGUGCCUGACACGAGACAUGACCAUUGCAGACAUAAACAGUGGAAAACUGACUUGCCAGCUUCCAGUGUUGUCAUCACUUUUCACAAUGAGGCUCGCUCGGCUCUGCUACGGACAGUGGUCAGUGUCUUGAAGAAAAGUCCAUCCCCUUUGGUCAAAGAAAUCAUUUUGGUAGAUGAUUACAGCGAUAACCCUGAAGAUGGAGCACUGCUGGGCAAGAUUGAGAAAGUGCGUGUAUUGAGGAACGACCGCAGAGAAGGGCUGAUGCGUUCCAGGGUCCGAGGAGCAGACGCUGCGACUGCCCCAGUCCUCACUUUCUUGGACUCUCACUGUGAAUGUAACGACCACUGGUUAGAGCCACUGCUGGAGAGAGUGGCUGAGGACAAAACUCGAGUAGUUUCCCCUAUUAUAGAUGUCAUUAACAUGGACAAUUUCCAGUACGUGGGAGCUUCUGCAGAUCUAAAAGGAGGAUUUGACUGGAAUUUGGUCUUUAAAUGGGACUACAUGACACUGGAGCAGAGAAGAGCUCGACAAGGCAAUCCCAUUGCCCCAAUAAAGACUCCUAUGAUAGCGGGGGGUCUCUUUGUCAUGGAUAAGGAGUACUUUGAGCAGCUGGGAAAGUAUGAUAUGAUGAUGGAUGUCUGGGGAGGAGAGAACUUAGAGAUCUCAUUUCGAGUGUGGCAGUGCGGCGGUAGCUUGGAGAUCAUCCCCUGCAGUCGAGUGGGGCAUGUCUUCAGGAAACAGCACCCGUACACGUUUCCAGGAGGCAGUGGCACUGUGUUUGCAAGGAACACGAGAAGAGCUGCCGAGGUCUGGAUGGAUGAAUUUAAAAAUUUCUACUAUGCUGCUGUUCCCUCUGCCAGAAAUGUUCCCUAUGGAAACAUACAGAGUCGCCUGGAGAUGAAAAAGAGAUUGGGCUGCAAACCCUUCAAGUGGUAUCUUGAGAAUGUCUACCCAGAACUACGGGUCCCAGAUCAUCAGGACAUUGCUUUUGGGGCAUUGCAGCAAGGAGGAAACUGUCUGGACACUCUUGGCCAUUUCGCUGAUGGUGUUGUUGGCGUUUAUGAGUGCCACAACGCAGGUGGCAAUCAGGAAUGGGCUUUAACCAAGGACAAGUCUGUGAAGCAUAUGGACCUGUGUCUAACUGUGGUGGACAGAACUGCAGGCUCGUUAAUAAAGCUCCAGGGAUGUCGAGAGAAUGACAGCCGUCAGAAAUGGGAGCAGAUUGAGUCAAAUUCAAAGCUCCGUCAUGUAGGCAGUAACCUGUGCUUGGACAGCCGCAGUGCCAGGAUGGGAGGACUCACCGUGGAGGUCUGCGGGCCCAGCCUCACCCAACAGUGGAAGUUCACUCUGAAUUUACAAUCGUAGGGCUGGAGAGAAUUAUAGAUUUUACAGGGAAAACUGGACAGUAAUGCCAGCACUAAAGAGGGAUAAAGACUCAAACUGUUGACUUUCACCUCCGUGGGGGUUGGACUGAGACAGGGCCCCAAUAGGGUCCCAAAGGGCCACCCGGAAGCCCACAGGAGGAUUAAUUAUGGGAUCAUGGAUAAAAAAGUGUUGUGGAAGACAAUGAUGUGGACAAUGGAGAUGCUUGCCAUCCAAACUACAUACCUCAGUGUCUUCAUAGGUGGUUGAAAAGGAAAUUAUGAGUAAAUAUUUUGUUUUUACUUUUUUUUCCAAGAAAUUAGCUUUUUACUUUGUUUUUUUAUUUCAUGUUAGUACAAAAUGUUUUUUUCUAAUUUCAAACAUAUACUUUUUCAUCUGUCUGUACAAUACUACAGUACUUAUUCAGGGCACACGAGAGAGUGCAAAAUGGGCUUCAAAGUGGAAAUGGGCUUUGUUCUUUGUUCUUUACACAAUCAUGAACAGUGUCCUUCCGCAGGAGUGUGCUGGCAGCCCUCAGUGUGGGCCCAAAGUCGGUACAGGACACAGUCUCCAAAACCUGAAAACAUCUUGAUUUAAACUACUUUUGUUUUUCUUUGAGUUAUGUCUGUGGCACUGGCUGCUACAGUACCAUAAUUUCAUCAUUGUAUUUCUGUAUAAGUGUAGGCAAUCAAUAAUCGCCAUAAUAUCAGGUCAUAAUAUAACCAUAAAGACAAAAAAAUCAUGAUCAUGAUGUUUUUAAAAGCAAAAUCAUUAUGUACUUUAAGUACAAUUUUCUUUUUUUUCAUUUGGUCAUUUAUGUCCCAUUAAUAACAUGACUUUGCCAUUCAGUAAUUUUGAUUUUGUAAAGAUGGCUACAUACUAGAAGAAUGGUGGUGAUCUAUUUGGCAAUGUGAGUGAAAGAAAAUUAAGGAUUUCUUUUGUUUGAUCAUGGUGUUAUUGAUUGUGAAUAAUGGUAAAAGCGUGUUUCUUGACACAAACCUUAACACUAUAAUUUGAUAAAAUGACAGGACAUCCUUAUUUAAUUAAAAGACAAAAUAUGUUUUGUUUUGUUGUACUAAAGACAAAACUAAACUAAAAAUUGGUGGUGUAAGAUUCAAACAAGUUGCAAACACUGUCCCCCAAAAAUGCUUCUAUAAAAACAUUUUACAUGUGACAUGUGACAAAUUUGAUAAAUGUAGCAGCAUAGCAUUGAUACAAAACUGUUGUACCAUGAUUUAGAAUCCUCACCUGCUCUCGCUGUUGCUCGUCUCAGUAACUCAGUGAUAAUGUAAAGGGGAGGACAGAAGAGUGUUUAGUUGCAAAGUUAAACUUUGCUUUCUUCAGCUUACAGUAUAACCUGUCAGCAUGCAUUUCUUUUCUAAAUGCAUGUUUCAACCCCAUGUGAUUCCAUCAUUCCUGCUUGAUGAGCCUUCUGUUUGCAAACAGCAUCAAACAUGAUUUUACUGUCUGCUUCAAAUCUUGUUUUUGCACAAGCGGCUGCUGAGUUAUACGGACAUUCAAAUGCACACUUUUUUGGGGCAGACACUUGUGUUCACCACCAACAGCAUAGUGCCAUUUCAUGACUAGGCCUGUUUGACAUUACUUUAAUUGUGUCUUACUUCAGCUUUGCAGCAAAACAACAUCUGUACAUUGUUUUACUUCACUAAACUGUUUCUGAACAGGGCUAGGCCCUUUACUGACAAGGACAGCUGGUCAUGUUUGUAGCUGUCUGAUGGCUCAGGUUGGUGAGUGUUCCUUUCACCCAGGUCUUUUGUAAACAGUGUCCCAAAUGGAGAAUCUGAUUGGAGCCUAUCCUGUGACUUGACAGGUGUGCUGUGCUGCAGUCUGUGGCCAUAGUGACUCUCAUGAGGUGUUAUGUUGCCAUGGUGACUGGGCUCUAAACCUAAAACUUUAGGGGCAGUGGGAAAGGUACUUAAAACUGAAGACUUAUUAUUGAAUCAUGUAAUAAACAUCAGGACCAUGUCAUUGCAGCAGUUACUUUAAAGAUUACAUUAGUAGGUUUUCUUUAUUAUGCUACUCUGUAAUUAAGUCCUAUUGGAAAACUGAUGUCUUGGCAGUCUUCACUGUGAAAAACUCCAUAGUUUGAUUUAUAUUCCUGGGAAUAUAAAUGUGGGUUCAGGACUGUUCUUGUAAUGGAAAAAAUGGUAAAUAUGGUAAAUAUUCUUUUUGUCAUUGUUCACUUUGAGAUUCCUGAUCAUAAACAUAGCCUAUUAUUUUCUGAGUAGCCAUGGCAAUACAGUUUUCAAAACAUUUAAAGCCUUUUGUUCUGAAAAAGUCUUAUCUUUGUGAAAUAUGUUUUAUUUAAAAUGUACAAGAAGAGUGACUGUAAUAACUUACUGAGGGCCUCAUUUUGAUUCACUAAUUAAAUGUUUACAUCUUUUAAAAAA
Boleophthalmus pectinirostris (great blue-spotted mudskipper) is the source of this 4429-nucleotide messenger RNA. It is a transcript of the gene galnt2, whose product is annotated as UDP-N-acetyl-alpha-D-galactosamine:polypeptide N-acetylgalactosaminyltransferase 2. The record is from RefSeq and is a predicted model, not a curated record. Bases 345 to 2024 code for a protein of 559 amino acids. Gene Ontology annotation, cellular component: Golgi apparatus. Lineage: Eukaryota; Metazoa; Chordata; Actinopteri; Gobiiformes; Gobiidae. The transcript is spliced from 16 exons.